UCAAUUUGUAAUUUUUUACAAAUUGCAAGACUUCCACCGUGUAGUUUGCUCCUUAUCCAAGGACCGAGAACUUACGGAUAAGAUGAAACUACAGGAAAGCGGCUUCCAACUUCCAUCUUUUCUUCCACGUCUCUCUUACGAGAAGCAAGACACGUUGUUAAAGCUUCUCAUUUUGUCCAUAUGCGCUGUUUUGUGUAAGUAUCAUGUAAUUUAUAAACAAUCCCCUAUAUUAACUAGAGAAGUAGAUCGCGGUGAAAAUAGGUUUCAGUGAUGAAGGACUCCAUCGGUAAGAUUGUGAUCAUGCUAUGAAAAAUUGUUAUUAGUUUCAUAAGCAAAAUCAAACAAAACAUUCUAUGAUCUAAGUAUCGAAUACAUACCAAUCUGAAAUCACUGUUGUUCAUUUCCAGUUACAACAUGAUAAAAAACUUUUCUACUCCAUUGCUUUUCGUCAAAUAUAUAGAAUCAACCGAAAAUUCUACUUGAGUUUUUUUUCUGGAUACAGCAUUUUCUUAUUUAGGUGAUUGCUAUGUGUUUCAAUUUUUAUUCUUACUCAAGAAAAAUUGUAUUUAUAAGAUUUAUUUCUCUUAUUCGUUUGAAAACCUUUAUUUUUUUCAGCAUUCUCUACUAGGUUGUUCUCAGUAUUGCGGUUUGAAAGUGUUAUUCACGAAUUUGAUCCGUAAGUUAAAAAAUAAUGAUAUUUUUGAAGGAUCUGAUUCACAGGGUAUAUUAAUAUUGUUUUGUCUAGGUUAUCAGUAUUUGAGGGACUCUAAAUACAAAACAGUCUCGACAUUGUUACAGCCUCGAAACAAGCAGAAUAUAAAAAUUAUGCUCUCAGAAAUUUUACACCCCUUUAUUUUUGCUUAUGGCAUGUAAAAGUACACCAGACUGACUGAUUAGCCAUAAAGUCAAGUUGACAGAAAAAUUGCCAAGUUAAUUGUUGCUUUUUAUAGAAUCUGGUUAAAAAAAAUUCCUCUACGGUUUGAUCCCAGCAUCUGAUCUGCUGCAAUAUUCAGUUGGUGCCUAUAGUAACUAUUUAAUUGAGAAGUGGGACAGUUCUAAUUUUUUUUCUAAGAGUGUCCCAUUUUAGCUUCUGACUGUAAGUCACGUUCUCCUUGUAUUGCUCUCAUGCAACACUAUUGCUGAGCCAGUAAGGUCCAGCUCAAAUGUCAAACUUUUCAUGUGCCAAACUUAAUAGUUAUCUGGGUUGACCCAGAUGAUGUUAGUUCGACAGUUGAUUCAGACGUUCUUCUUAAUUCGUUGAACGUAAUUCCUUUUUCGAUGUACAAUGGUCUACCAUGUUUACCAGUAAAAAUAUAAUUAAUUGUAGUAAUUUAUGCAUUAGGUUUGGCACAUGAAAAGUUUGAUGCUUAAAACCAAGUCACUAUGUGGUCAAAGUUCCUAUGGGAUGUGAGCCACUCAAACUUUAUUCAUGGGUCAACCCAAAUUCGAUACUUGUAUGUGGGACUUAAUUGAUUCAAACGUCGAACUUUUCAUGUACUUAGUUAAAGGGGUUAGGUUUGGUACAUGCAGGCCUAAUGUAAGUGUUUUUGUUUUUUUUUCAAAUUCAAUGUAUUUUAUUCCAGAAUCUAUUUUGUUGAAUAUUCAAGGCACUUAUGCAGUGAUAAGAAGAAGAAGAAGAAAAUAAAGGAAAAUAGAAUCAAAACAACACCCUAGCUUGUCAGUUCCCAGCCCACUAACAAUAUGACAUUUAACCCUUUAAAUCCAAAUAUUCAAAUACCAAUUCUCCAGACUGAUCUCCAUACAUUUCCUUAAAGAAUUGGUUAUGAGAAUUUAUUUGUAGAUCAAAGCUCUGCCCAUCAGGUGAUCAUUUCACUAAUUUUCACAGCAUUUUCUCUUGAUUAUGUAUUGAUUUUGUUAGGAGAAAAUUGACUUUGUUCACUCUUGGGUCUUAAAGAGAUAACUGCCAACUUGAAUCAGGACAGCCCUGAGUACUGUAGUUUGCGGGAGUGAUGACUGUCUUUCAGUCAAUAAGAUAAUUGAUUUGGAUAUAUGUCGUAUCCACUUAGAAGAGUAUCACAAACCAGUUUUUGCACUUUUGUCAGGUUUAUUCUGCCUACUGUAAUUUCCUUAUUACACUUCUUAAACGCUGAAUACUCCGAGCGAGAGGGAGCGUCAAAAAACCUUGUCCAUUUUUCCCCUGUCUUCAUGUCUAAUACCGCUUAUAUAACCUAAAAUAUCCUCAAGGGACUAAAUUAACACUAGGUAAUUUGCACAGUAACGCCGGCUGUGGGCAGAAUGCAAAACAAUAAUAGUUUUUUUUUAUGUGAGCUCUUUUUUCAUUAAAAAUAUUAUUAAAUUUUGAUUGUUAUUAUUUCCAAACGUAAUAAGACAGUGGUUUUUAGUAUAGAGUUUAUAGGUUAUGAGUAGCUAUGGUAACCCUUCCAGGGUACUAUUAAGCUUUCACAUGACAAUAAUGUGCAUGCAUAUAUUAAAGCCAGGUGUCUAAAUAUUACUUAGCUAAUAGAUCCUUCUCUUUUGAUUUUCUUUAUUAACACUGAAUGUUUUCAGGCCACUUUUGUGAAUGUUAAUUUAGUUUCUUCCAUAUCAAUUUUAAUUUCUAUGUAAUUUUCUCUACUUUUUUAGUAUUUUAUUUUAUAAAUUUUGUAAAACUUGAAUAUACAUGUAUGUUGUGGUUCAAUUCAAGCCUUGGUUUGCAGCUAUAUAUGAUAUUAGUAUAUACACACUCAGUGAUCUUGGCAAUUCAAGCAAUCUGAUUGGUUAGCUAUCUCGGACUAUGACGUUAUAUUCACCGCGCUAGGCGGUGAAUAUAAAGCCGAACAAAAUCGCUGUCGUGAACUGGGUGUUUUGCCAAAGUUUCAAAGUAAAACCUUUUUGAAAAUACACGAAUAUCCAAGUGCUGAUGACUUUGAAGGCAAGAAAAGACUUCAUGGUGUUUAAACAGCGUGAUUUAUUGUGAAGUGGUUUACUUUAGCUGACUUUUUGUACGCUCGAAGCUAUGUUUACCACUUCAGAGGAAAACGAGGUCGCUUUGUCACUGUUUUGUGAUUUCGGGAUUUUCUCGCAAGACCAAUUUUGCCUAUAAAUAGAAGUUAAUUUAUGGAGAAGAGAGGAAGGCAAAUAUUUUCGAAAAUUGUACGUGCCAGCAAGUUAACAAGGCAAAGAACUUUGGAGAUAAACAACGCUCACCUUGAUCGCAGCCGCUGUUGACAGCAUUUGCAAGAAGCGACGAAGAAAACUUUCUCAUUCACGGUGAGUUGACAGAAACAAAUAAAGCUCUAGAUACUUUUCUUCUCAGAAUUGGGUAGUAAUUUAAAUUUUCGGCGUUUUCUUUUAAACCGUUGAUGCUAAAGCUUACAAAACUCGAUACAAAAGGAUUAAAACUAUCAUUUGCCAUGUUUGAAGAUACUGUAAAGAUCUAACUUUUGCGCAUCCACUGUUUACGGCUUCGUGUUCACGCAUGAAUUUUCACCCGUCAAUCAAACUAAUCGUUUUUUAAUGGUUUCCUUUCUGAUUCUGUUGAGAUCACUUCGUGUGAAUAUACUAAAACAAUUAUUCACCUCAGGCUCAGUUAAUAUUGUUGAAUAAUCCCCUCGACUUCGUCUCGGGGAUUAUUCAACAAUAUUAACUUCGCCUUCGGCGAAUAAUUGUUAAUUAAAUGAAUUUGAAACAAAGGAAGAUAUAAACCAAAACAACGUUUACAAUAAGUGCAACUCUUUAGUUUUUUAAAGAUUGUAAUCAUGGUGUGUUUUUCAGGUACUUCAAUUAUAGAACUACAAAGUUUUUAGCUGAAGAAGGAUUUUACAAAUUCCAUAACUGGUUUGAUGAUCGAGCAUGGUAUCCUCUGGGAAGAAUUAUUGGUGGCACAAUUUAUCCAGGUAAAAAUAGAAGAAGCAUUACUGUUUAAACUAGUAAUAACCAAAGGUUAACAAGUGAGCAGUGGUCGACACCGACCAAAGGUCAAAACACGCAUGAUCAGAUUACGUGAUCAGAUUGCCUUCUGGGCAUUUCAUUCAUUGUUAGUGGGAGUCAACUAGAAGCUGGCUAUUUUGGUGCCGUGCAUGUGCAAUUAGCCACCCGGGCCGAGUUGUUUGAAGCUGGGUUAAGAUAAUCCAGGGUUAGUGCGAGAUUUGAAUUCAGAUUUGAAAGCUUAAAAAGCAUUUCAGUUUAUCUUCUUUUUGUCUACAAGUUGAUGAUUGGAAGCUCUAAAAAUAAUAGAGAAAAUUGUCUGAGAAAAUGCUUUUGAAAGCAAGAAAAAGGAACCAGCGUUAAUUUUAACCCCAGGUUAAGCGCUAAUCGGCCUUCGAACAACUGGGCCCUGGAGAUUAGAAUUGCAGGCUCCUCUUGUUCAUUUACUGAUGCGAAAAUACAUCUUCACCAGAUUGAUUUCAGUAAGCCAGCAAGACUUUGCAAAAAUUUGCCUGAAUCUCCUAGAAAUAUGACAGCAUAAAAAGCCACUGGGCAAAGAUUGUCCUUAGUUUAUAAAAUGAUAUUGUAGAUGUAUUGUACAUAUAGACCUGUGCAUAUCAGCAGUGUUUUUUAAUCAAUAUUUUUAAUGUUUUUAUAGGUCUGAUGGUUACAUCAGCUGUAUUGUAUCAUGUGAUGAAUUUCUUCCACAUCACCAUCGAUAUCAGGAAUGUCUGCGUAUUUCUUGCCCCUCUGUUUUCAUCAUUCACAACACUCGUAACAUAUCACCUCACCAAAGAACUUAAGGUAGGCUGUCCGAGAUUUUACAAUUACCUGAUAAUCACUAACUCAAACUAUUGAGACAGAGUUCUUUUGUGAUAAAAAUAAGUGUGAUAGAAAAUUUCCUCAGAAUGUAAGUGUCCCUAUUGGUGCACCACUUGUGAUUCUGCCAGAAGAUUGACAUGCUAAUAAAGUUGAUGAUUGACUGAUUGAUUAAUUGAUUGAUGCUUGGAUGCCCAGUCUAAGGUGAAUUACAACUAGUCUCUGUCUAUCAACAGACUCCUUAAGAAAAGUUUAGUAAUGCAGGUCCAUUCUGCAGUCAUUUUGUUUACAUUUAUGUUUAUACUGUAUUUUUUUCCUACAGGAUGCCAGUGCUGGAUUAGUUGCAGCUGCAAUGAUCUCCAUUGUUCCUGGUAAUAAAACAAAAUUAUUCAUUCUCUGGCUUCACUUUUCUAAUACAUCAGCAUUAAUCUAAAAGUACCUAGGUAAAUUGUUUGUAUAAGACGCUGUAUCUUAUCAUCCACUAGAAAGUCUAGCCAACUGCAGAUGUCAUUACAAAGGCAGUGAGUGUUGGUCCAGCUUAGGUUUGAACCAACAGCCUACUGCUUGGCACACCGGCACUUAUCCAAUCAAGCUGACCUCAAGCAAUAACAAUCCUUUGCUUUGUUUUAAUGAGACUCGUGGUCUUCUUUUUAGGUUACAUCUCUCGUUCUGUUGCUGGAUCAUAUGACAAUGAAGGCAUUGCCAUCUUCUGCAUGUUGCUGACAUAUGCACUCUGGAUCAAAUCUGUCAAGACUGGCUCACUGUUCUGGUCGACCAUGUGUGCUCUGGCCUAUUUUUACAUGGUUAGUGAUAAUCACCUUUUUCACCUUUUUCAAUGAAUGAAUAUCCUUAAGUUAAACAUGAUCAGUAUUAUAGGAAGUAAAGCUGCUUGUUACACUGUAAUAAGCAGACUACGUUGAAUCACAUUAAGGCAACAAAAAGCCCCCAAAAAUGAUGAUUUGCUUCAAAAUCGUCUCAGUAUCGUCAUCACCAUCACCUUUAUUUAACCUCAGAUUUACAGUGUAGCUCUUGAAGCUAAUAUCUCUGAGAUAGGAGAAAAGGAAAAAAAAUAUAGUAAUAAUAAUCCUAAAAGAAAAGAAAUAGAAAGUAGUAGAAAACAAAAAAUAAGAGGAAAUACAGUCUAAUUAAAAGAAUUUAACUACCUAUUACUAGUUGUAUUAUUACAUAAACCUCAAAACAGUUAACAACUAAAAUGUUUGUUGUUAUGGACAUCCACUUAAUUGCUGACUUUAUUUGAUCACACAACUUGAAAGAAACAUCAUGAAACUCAGUAACGUUCAGCUUUGAAGGAGGCAAAGUAGUAAUGCAUGCAUAAUUUGGUAACUUUUCCCUUUAUCAGGUUUCCUCCUGGGGCGGAUAUGUUUUCCUGAUCAACUUGAUUCCUCUUCAUGUUUUGGCUCUGAUGGCGACUGGCAGGUUCUCGCACAGAAUCUAUGUUGCUUACUGCUCUGUAAGUACAUGAUUUAUGUAAGCAGUUAAGUGGUUCGUUUUUAAAGAAACUGUGGUGAGCUGCAAUGGCAAGGGAGUGAAAUGAAAAAAAAAAACAUUGGUGUUGUCAUUGAGUUGUCAAUUUCCUUCCAAGGGGAUGUUCCACUUGUCAGAUUGGCCAUUUUCAUUGACUUCACCACUUUACAAGGAGCACCUCUUGUAAUCUCAUUUAAAUUUUUGCCAAGCCUCUGGCAAUUUUUUGCCAGAUUUGCCAUUUUCACCACAGGGCUGUCAUUAGCUUUCUAGGCAGCUGUAGCAGUUAAGGAUUCACUCGUAACAUCUCACAAAAAUUUAUAGUGCCACAUUUGGCUUUCCAUGCACUUUGAUCACCCGUAACAUCAAGCAAGCUCAGCCAUAACAGGUGUUACAGGUUACAGCCCUUAUCGAAGGCUCUGCACCAUUGUGUGUAUAAUUUCUGGAGAUAAGAGUUCUCGCCACCGUGCAAUCCCUGCUCCUGUUGAUUGUGAUCUCUGUGGUCCUUGUUACACUGUAUCCAAUAUCCAGCUGUCAGAUAUUUUGUUGUUAAGAAUAGCAAAUAAUUGUUAUUUCCAGGUUUAUUGCUUGGGGACCAUUCUGUCAAUGCAGAUCUCCUUUGUUGGAUUUCAGCCGGUACAAUCCAGUGAACACAUGGCUGUAAGUUUUGUUCUGCAUGUAAAACAAUGCUGACUGACUUUUCAGUUUUGCCAGAAACUCAUAAUGGCCUCCUUGCAGGCGUUUCCCUCCCUCCCUCCCCCCUCCCCCCUCCCCCCUUCCCCCCUUCCCCUCCCCUUCCUCCCCCCUCCCUUCCUCGCGCGUCCCUUGCAUUUCUCUCACGCCCCAAAUCCCCUUUUCCUUUCCCUUCGAACGCCGGCUACGCGGGCUAAGUUUCCGGUUUUACUAGAUACAAACGCGCACUUGCGUUUCCUGCUAGCGGAGUCUACUUUCCGUUUCGUAUUGGCGAGAGGAAGCAGCCUACUUUCUCUCACCAAUAAUAAACGGACUCUGCAAGCAGGAAAGCGCCUGUGAUGUAAAUAAAGUGAUAAGUUUUGUAUGCCUGAAUUUUCAAACCUUCGUUCUCUGCAGGCCUUUGGCGUGUUUGGCCUCUGCCAGAUCCAUGCUUUUGUGGAUUACGUCCGUGCGCGCAUGCCCAGAGAACACUUCCAACUCCUAUUCAAAACAGUGGUAGCGGUAGCAGCCGUUGGUGUCUCGACUGUUGGUGGCAUCCUAACCUUCACUGGCAAAAUCUCACCCUGGACUGGGCGUUUCUACUCACUGUUGGAUCCAUCUUACGCUAAGAACAACAUCCCUAUCAUCGCUUCCGUUUCUGAACAUCAGCCCACGACGUGGUCUUCGUUCUACUUUGAUCUUCAGCUCAUGGUGUUCAUGUUCCCUGUUGGCUUAUACUACUGCUUUUACAAGCUCACCGACGCCAAUAUUUUUAUCAUCAUGUAUGGCGUUACUAGCAUCUAUUUCGCCGUAAGUAGAGAUUGGUUAUUGAAAAUACGAUGGUUUAAUCACAGAUUAUACUUUAAGCUGUUUUGAAAUAACGCGCGAGACUGUGUCAGGGUUGGGACGAAUUGCACCAUAAGACUAUUUUGAGGACUCCGUUCUACUAGGGAGUUAAGCAACGACAACUGGGACGGCAACGAGAACAGCAAAAAGCAAUAAGUUUAGAUUAGCAAAAGAACAACUCUGGGCGUGCGUCAAACAUUUUUGUACACUUCUUUGCCGUCACUGCACGACUACGACGUGAAAGUGCCUUGUUUUAGGUUUUGGGGAAGACGAACACACGACAGCAAUUUUUUAUUCUUUUCCUGAACUUCGAUACAGUCUUAAAGAAUUCCAGUCCAGAAAAAUUUGCCAACAUUUGACGAAUUGAACGAGAUGGAAUAAGCGCGAUUAACUUUGAGACAACGCGAACACACUUGUAAACUGACGUUUCCGUAGCCGUCGCCGUCGUUUUUGCUUAAGCUCCCUAGGGGCGUUAAGAUGCGAAGACGGUGACGACAACAAAAACGUCGCUUAAAAACUGAAUUCGCGUUUUUUCAAUCUUCAUCGCGAUUAUUCUUUUUCACCUAAUUUGUCAAAUGUAGGCGAAUCCUUCAGAAGCUGAAUUCCUGAGAACCCUAUCCAAGUCCAGAGAGAGAAAGAAAAUUUCAUCGUGGCUUGUUUACAGCCUCCAUAAAACGUGAAUUUAGGCAUUUUCUACGUCGAAGUACAUGUUGAACAAUGCCAUCAUGGGAUUUUAAAGGUUUAUAUGUGACAUGCUUGCAGCAAACUGCUAGGAAAGUCGAACUCGUUGAAAAAUAUGUUCGUACAGCCUUGUUCCCUAUUAGCGUUGGCGAGUUAGGAUGUAACGUCACCCAUCAUCGAAUGCACGGUUCCAAACAUCCUGCGCCCCCUCGCAUAGCGCGAAUUUGUCUAGGGAAAUGUCUUAUAUUGUUUCGUCAUGUCACGUGAAAUGAACCAAGAACGCUUUUUGUCUCUUAACAAUCGAACGGCCGGGCACAGAACACUGUUCAGGCGCUCUGUCAAACGAACUAAAGAGAGACUGUACGAUAAAUGUACUUCCUUCCGUGACUUCGGACCGAUAAGUUUUAACACAACUUUUUUUUUUCGGGUUUUGGAUACUGAUUACUUUCUUUGUUGUUGCUGUAUUUCAGGGUGUGAUGGUUCGUCUGAUGUUAGUGUUGGCUCCUGUGGCUUGUAUCUUAUCAGGAAUAAGUGUAUCUACUGUCCUUACAACCUACAUGAAGGUACGGUGUUCAUUCUAUCCCUCUUAUUGAGUUCCUUGUGGAUUUCCUGUGCAAAAAAAUUACUUUCCCAGAAACGGAUAAUGAUCCGGGCAUUCUGGCUUUAUGGUCAGCGGCUGUUCGUUGCUUAUUUAUAAAUGUUGUUACCACUGAGGUUGGUUGUUCGUGUAAAUUGCAAAGACAUUCCGCAUGCAGCAAAAGGAAGUUCCACCUUUCCACCUGACCUAACUUAUCAGACGCGCUGUAUCGGAUGAUUAGCCGGUAAUGUUUAAUCGAAAACAGUGGUGCAUGUGUUUCUUUUCUGUAGAAUCUGGACAUUUCUCGUCGCGACCGAAAAACUGCGAAAAAACCAGAUCCAACCUACCCGAUCAAAAACGAGGUUGCUACUGCCAUGGUUGGCCUGAUGGCAUUAUUGCUUGUCACUUACACAUUCCACUGUACCUGGGUUACCUCUGAAGCGUAUUCUUCGCCAUCCAUCGUGCUAUCGGCUAAACAACACGACGGUUCCCGAGUCAUCUUCGACGAUUUCCGUGAAGCUUACUACUGGCUCCGACAAAACACUCCCGAGGUAACUUGAUCGUGCUAUUUUGCUACUCGCAUGCUUUUACGCUUUUGUAAACUUCACCGUAUAGUUUUUAAUACCGAGCUGAAAAGCUGUUGUCGAGGUGUCUGCUUGUUUUGUGAAUGAUUUUUGUCGUCGUUGUUUUUUUGGAGGGGGAAUAAAAUAAUGCAACUGCGUCUAUACAUUGCAACGUCAAAAACGAAAGCGAAAGCCAGCGGAUGGGACUGAACCUGACUUCCUGCACUCAAUUUGCAGCUCUGUCAUUGGUCAAAUCGGUUUUAACACAUGUGCUCGCCUUCGUCACUGUUGUCACGUUCUCUUUGAUAAAUCUACCUAUUUAUUCAUACUCAACAGAAGAGCAUGGCCUCCCAAAUUUUUAUUUAUUUAUUCAUUUAUUUACUUUUAUUUGAUUACUUCAGGAAUCGAAAGUAAUGUCAUGGUGGGAUUACGGUUAUCAGAUAACAGCCAUGGCGAACAGGACGAUAUUAGUGGAUAAUAACACGUGGAACAACACGCACAUCUCCAGAGUUGGUCAGGUAAGACAGCAUGUGAUAAACACGUGUUUCUCCUUGCGAGGUAAUUACUCGAGGAACAACACACAAUUAGCCUUUGCAGCGCUUGGUCACGUGCGUAGAUACCACUAAGCAACGGCUCCCUGGAUGGAAGCAAGGAACUGGACGGAAGAAAUAUGAUUGGUUUAGCGACUGGUGACAAACUCGCGCCCCUCUUGGUUACUAUAGUGAACGCGCAAAGCCGAAAACGAAUGGAUUUGGCGGGAAAAUGUUGCUGUUUUUGUUUUAAGCUUUCUGAUAGGUCAGUCCAACGAAGCUGUUUAUAUAAAAGAAAAAGGUUUUUCAGCGAGAAAACAAAUACACAGCUUUAUUUAGCCCCCUUUUUAUAUUGUCUGGUGAAGCGUAUUUCAUGUUAUGUAUGUUACGGCUGGUUUUCGUAAGCGACGCAGUUGGAGUCGGAGUCGUAAGCGGACUUGUAAGAGCGCCCGUGACCUAGCGAAAAACAAAAAUGUGAGUCGUAAUUGGAGACGACGGAGUCGGAAAAAUCAGAACGUUUCCUUGUUCUUCCGACUCCAAUUAUGACUCUGUCGCUUACGAUCUAGUGAAAUCCAAGUCGGAGUCAAAAGCAGACGCGGAAGGAUAGACCAAUCACAAUGCUCAUUCCCACGUUUUGUGCGUGGUUUAGUUAUCCCGCUUCUGUAUGCGAUUUAGAGAACGUAGUUUUCACUAGAUCGUUAACCACGGAGUAAUAAGCGAAAUCGGAAGGCUGUUUUCGUUUGAUCAUAACGCUCCACGCUCCUUAUUGCGACUUCGUCUCUCCGUUGCCCCGGGAAGCCGGCCUUAAACGAAAUUGUUUGGUCGCUUUAUUUUUUUUCUACGCUCAAAUGUUAAAUUAAUAAUUGCAAGUCCAUAUCUAGUACCUACACUCCUACUUUACUGCAUGGUUUGUAGGCCUCGCUUGUGGACGACAAUAAGAGCCUUACUUCCAAACAUGUCAAGUCCCUUGUGACUUUUCCAUUGGGUCUCUUGGUUGAAGGCAACACACAUCAUUGUUUUCGUAGACAAACGUUUGGACGAUUUUCAAAGAUUGUCCGAAGGUAGUCCCACUAUCUUCUCCACUUGAGGGGCGAACUUUGGUGACUCGAACUAAUAGUUUAGCUCCUGAUGUCAUGACUUGAGGCAAUCCUGCCGCAUUUGUACGCCAUUUCCAAGUUCCAAAACUCCAGCUCACUUUCAAGAUGAGGCCAAGUGCGACACCUUUUGCGUGACAAUAAAAAAUCGCAUUCAUAUCCAACCCCUCCCACUUACGCCGACUUUCGCCCUAUUCGCCACUUCCACAUUUCCACAAUGCACCUUAUUUGCCUUCCCUCGCCUCCUCCCCCCCCCCCCCAAAAAAAAAAUGCUCCCAUACCCUUUUUUUUCACUUCCCCUGGAGUAUUUCACCGCUCCCAAAGAACAUUAAAACAAGGACUAAGCCAAAACGUGGGGGGCAAAUUAAGAAAGAGGGGGCAAAGGGCGCCCCCUUUUGCGGACAAAAAAAAAAUCCCAUUCAAUCCCCCCCCCCCCCCCUUCCCCCGCCUUCCCCCCUAUUCCCCCCUCCCCCUUUCCCCAAAUCCCCCUUUUUUCCCUCCCCCCCCCCCCCCCCCCCCCCCCCAAAAAAAAAAUUGUUGCAUAACCUUUGUUUUUCAUUUCUCCUGAGUAUUUCAGCCGUCCCAAGAGACAUUUAAACCAGUGCUUAUGCAAAACUUUGGGGGGCAAAUAAGGUGCGUUAUAGGAAAUGUGGAAGAGUCGCUUCCCUGAAAAAAAAGAACGCCUGAUCGCAGGUUACAUUUGCCCUCGUUUUAAAACAGAGGCUAGGGGUAACUCUUCCGUUUGGAUUUAAUCUUGAUGGACCUCAUUACCAUUUCAGGCUAUGGCCUCGAGUGAAGACAGAGCGUAUGAAAUCAUGCGAGAACUUGACGUGAAUUAUGUGUUGGUUAUUUUUGGCGGGUUGACUGGAUACGCCUCAGAUGGUGAGUACUUUUUACGGGACGCCAAGCAGCUGAUAGUUGCGUGAAAAGUAACGAUAGCCUGUGUACAGAUCCCCCCUCCCCUCAGGAAAAAUUCGAGAAGGAUGGGUGGGGUCUGUACACAGGUUAAGAAGCUAUAGUGAAAUGAACUCGAUCUAUUGUGACGUUUUGAAGCUUAAUUAAAAACCAGUAACUACAAAACGUAUUUUGAUCAGCACUGCCGUAGCUUGUUUUGAAGUCCUUUUCUAUUCCUAUUGUAAGCCUCCUCGGAUAUAAGCCCCUCCGUUUAUAAACCCUCCUAAAACGCCUUACGAAGACGGAUAAGCGCGCCGGCAGUUUACGGUAUGGCAGGUAGAGCAGAAACAUUCACUUACCCGCAGAAAACGCCUGCAAAGUAGCCUCAUUCUCAUCUAACUCACUGUUUUCUCACUGCAGACAUUAACAAGUUCCUGUGGAUGGUGCGUAUUGGCGGUAGCACAGAGAAGGGCCAGCACAUCAAGGAACACGAUUACUACACCUCCACUGGUGAAUUUCGUAUCGACAAAGGUGGUUCCCAGAUCCUGCUCAACUGCCUCAUGUAUAAAAUGUGCUACUACCGAUUUGGCUCUGUGUAUACCGAGCAAGGUGAGCCCAAAUAAUCAUUGCCUUUUAUUCCCGUAUCCUCCCCCUGUAUAGAUAGUCCUUCUAUAAUAUUUGCAGCGUUGUACGUUUCUAGGUCUAUUUUCGCGCCAAAUAGUCUGUCACCGUUUUGUAUGGCUAAUAGGUCAUUUUGGCGCCAAGUCGCAAUCUCCGCAAGGUCGUCGUUAAAUAUUUCCUGUAUGCACUCAAGCUCGUUCCCAGACUCGUCUCUCUGCUGUGGCGAGCGAAAAGAACCCUCCGCUCGUCAGGUAGUUUUUAGCUGACUCUGUUUUGUACUUUACGAAUACCCUUUUGCUUGUAGCGAAAGUAAGAACCAGCAUCAGCGUUAAAUAAACAGACUCUGUGAAUCAUCGUUAGAAUUAAAUAAACUCUACGGUGCUGUUAUUUGUUUCCUUUAUCAUUCCAACGUUAGUUUAUAUUUUAAUUUUUUGGUUUGAUUUAUUUGUAGGAAAACCAACUGGUUAUGACCGUGUGCGCAAUGCUGAAAUCGGAAAUAAGGUAUAGCAGCUUUAUUUACUUCGUCAAUUCUGAACAUUUCUGAGAUGACGUAACGAGAAUAGUUUUCAAUGUGUUAGGCCUAACUAAAGUAGCAAAUAAACAUUUGUUUCUGUUGGGCGCGGAAAACUACAACCGCCGACAUUUCGCGACGCCACCACCGGCGAAAUGACGUCCCUGAGAAACGACUGUAGAAAUUCCAUACUGAUUGGCUGCUUGUGCUGCGAGAGAACUUUACUUUAACCAAUAGGAAGCACUACCCAGAAGUGUGUAGUGACACGUCAUCAGUAUGGAAUUUCUUCAGUCGUUGCUCGGACGUCAUUUCACCGGGAAACCAGUAGUGGUGUCGCCACACGCGAGGAAGGUGACACGCGAAGGAAAGACUUCGAAAUCCUAUGUUGUUACCAUUUAGAGGACCGAAUUGUCUUCAGCAGUUCUUUCCCAUGGAACUAUAUAUUAAGUUGGUACUUCAACGUCUGAGUCUGUGGAUGAAAUUCUGUGACGUUACCAUUAUUUUCACUGUGUGCUAUUUGUUCUUUAGCAUUAACCCUUUAAACCCUAAGAUCAAAAUAUGAAUUCUCAUUUGUUGCCCCUAUUCAUUUCCUACAGAAGUAGUGGGGAGAAGUUGAUAAAAUAUCAAGCAAAUACAUCUUGUGUGAUCAUGUCUGUAAUUCUCAUGACCACUCUGUUUUACAAAGUAUUGAUAUGACAAGGAGAAAUUUGAUGCUGAUCACUCUAAGGGAUUAAAGGGUUAACAAAAUGGAAUCGGGCAAUUUUUUUAUUUUAAUUUUUUUUAUUGCAGUCACAUAGUCUAAUAAGUCUUUUUUUUUUUUCAUUGACCGGCAAUUUGUGAUGUUUCCCUCGUAGGAAUUCGAGCUGGACGUAUUAGAGGAAGCAUACACCACCGAGCACUGGCUUGUUAGAAUCUACAAAGUAAAGGAUCUGGAAAACAGAGGCUCCUAGAGUCCACAAGCUUGUUUUUUUUAAUACUAUUAUUGUGUAAGAUGCCAAUGCCUCUAACUGUUUCGAAUACACUAGUUAGACAAUUUUUGAGCAGCGAGUGAAUUAAAAAUAAAUUUAUCAGCCUUGU
Messenger RNA from Porites evermanni, 14255 nucleotides. The record is from the annotation of a GenBank genome assembly. Lineage: Eukaryota; Metazoa; Cnidaria; Anthozoa; Scleractinia; Poritidae.